Messenger RNA from Salvelinus sp. IW2-2015, 831 nucleotides. NCBI's taxonomy places the organism in Eukaryota, Metazoa, Chordata, Actinopteri, Salmoniformes, Salmonidae. The record is from RefSeq and is a predicted model, not a curated record.
AUGACUCUCCUCCCUCUCCAGAUCAUCUCCCCAAUGGGAGGCUGGGCAUAUGACCGCCCCCUACUGGCCUCCCCAGUCCUAGGGUCUGCCAGUUGGCCUGUCCCAAGCGGAGGCAGGGUCUCUAUUCGCCCCAUUCAUCCAAGACCUCACUGGCACCCCCCCCACCCAGCUGCAACCUCCUCCCGACUACAGCUCCUUGCCAUCCCUAAGUCUGUCCACCCCCAGUAUGCCCAGGACCGUCCAGUUAUCUGGCCAGUGCCUGGGCCAGUGAGGAAGGCAGUAGCCAGUGAGCGGGUGCAGGUCCUUUCACGGCCCAACCAGCGGAAGGCACUGUUCCAAGGCUACAACCCGUACACGGUUACCCUAGCUGCACGCUCCGCUAGCGCCUCGCCGCGCCUACAGGAGCUUUGUCUGCCCCUGCCGCGGAAAUGCAAGGGCAAAUAGACGAAUGCAUCUCAUCUCACACCUCUGCAGUACCUCCAGCCGCCUCUUCUUCAGAUACUGUCUCCUAUACAGCAUGUCUAUGUCCCUGAUCACCACUGCUCCAUAUUAAAGCCCAUCUACGAUAUCAUUGAGACAUGUUGCUGGGUCUUUGUUCUGGUCCAGUGGGACCGCUGGCUUUAGAAGGUGGAUUGUUUAGUGCUGUGACGUUCCACAGCGGGCUGUUCAUUCAACUGAACUGAAGUGACUUUUACUAUCACCAAAGGGGAGUUGUCACGGACCUAGAACAUUACAACGCACAUUACAAACAUAAAGCGAAAACCACCUGAAUGUAAAAGUGUACCUUAUAUAUUUUAGUGUGCAAUUGUAGUAGGUGACAGAUUUAGAAAA